Messenger RNA from Hyla sarda, 3076 nucleotides. It is a transcript of the gene OXSM, whose product is annotated as 3-oxoacyl-ACP synthase, mitochondrial. The record is from RefSeq and is a predicted model, not a curated record. Gene Ontology annotation, molecular function: 3-oxoacyl-[acyl-carrier-protein] synthase activity. The transcript is spliced from 3 exons. The coding region runs from base 167 to 1552 and encodes 461 amino acids. Lineage: Eukaryota; Metazoa; Chordata; Amphibia; Anura; Hylidae. Gene Ontology annotation, biological process: fatty acid biosynthetic process.
GCGCCCGUUCUGGCAGAGCUCGGUGACGGCGGAGGAGUCAGUGGAAGCCAUGACUGGGAGCCCGGUGCGGCACACGGCGCAGGGCCGGAUGUGAAGACAAAGCCGGAACCAGCCGGAGCCCCGGCCUCCAUCCCUGACUAUCUGCUGAUAACAUCGGAAAUCCUCAAUGAACAUUCAACUUCAACGAGUCCUAAGAAUGGGCGACAUCUGCCCCUUAUUGCUGAAACACCUAAAAAUCUUUACUCUACAUAAAAGAUGUAUAAGUCUUAACAGAGUUCAGAAGUGUCAACGAAGAGUAGUCAUAACUGGUGUUGGUAUCGUAUCACCUGUUGGCACUGGCACUCAAUUGGCAUGGCAUAAUCUGAUUCAAGGUAAAAGUGGAAUAGUUGCUCUAGAAGGGAAAGAGUAUGAAAGUAUUCCUUGCAGAGUCGCUGCUCGUGUUCCAAGGGGUCAUCGAGAUGGAGAGUUUUUUGAAGAACGGUAUGUUUUAAAGUCGGAGCUAAAGACAAUGUCAUCUGCUACAAUUUUCGCUUUAGCAGCUGCCGAGGAAGCAAUAAAUGAUGCCAACUGGUUUCCAAAGACUGAAGAAGAACAAGGGUCUACUGGUGUGGCAAUAGGCAUGGGAAUGGUUCCUCUUGAUGUCAUUACAGACACUGCCAUGUUACUUCAGUCAAAGGGGUACAAUAAAAUAAGUCCCUUCUUUGUUCCUAGGAUCUUAGUCAAUAUGCCUGCAGGACACAUCAGUAUUAAGUACAAGCUUAAAGGACCGAACCAUGCUGUUUCAACAGCUUGUACGACAGGAGCACACGCUAUUGGAGACUCAUUUCGAUUCAUCACUCAUGGAGAUGCUGAUGUUAUGUUGGCUGGAGGGACAGAAGCUUGUAUUGGCCGUUUGUCACUUGCUGGAUUUGCAAGAGCGCGAGCACUGAGUACUAGCUAUAACACCACUCCACAGAAAGCUUGUCGGCCUUUUCAUCCUGAACGUGAAGGUUUUGUGAUGGGAGAGGGAGCAGCAGUGCUUGUAUUAGAAGAAUAUGAACAUGCAGUGGCAAGAGGUGCCAAAAUGUAUGCUGAGGUACUAGGCUAUGGAUUGUCAGGGGAUGCAUGUCAUAUAACUGCUCCAAGUUCUGAAGGCGAUGGGGCAUUCAGGUCCAUGAGAGCAGCCAUUAUGAAUUCCAAGUUACAGAUAGAAGAUGUGACUUAUAUUAAUGCUCAUGCCACCUCCACCCCUCUUGGUGAUGCUGCAGAGAACAGAGCUAUCAAAAGGCUGUUUGGAGAACACGCAUAUUCACUGGCGGUAUCUGCAACUAAAGGAGCUACAGGUCACCUGCUUGGUGCGUCAGGGGCUAUUGAAGCAGCAUUUACAGUUCUGUCAUGUUAUCAUGGAACAGUACCACCUACUCUGAACCUCGACAGAACAGAGCCUGAAUUUGAUCUUAAUUAUGUCCCUCUUAAAGCACAAGAGUGGAAACCUGGGAAGAGGCAUGUAGCUUUGACUAACUCAUUUGGCUUUGGAGGAACUAAUGCUACACUUUGUUUUGGAAGAAUAUGAACAUAUUCUAUAUAUUUUUGUGUUUGUAGAUUACAAAAGUGUAAUUUAAUUGCAAAAACCUGUUUGUUUGUUUUUUUUCUUUUCCCCUUUCCAAAACUUUCUAAAGGGGUUUUGAGACUGUCAGAUUUUGGUUUUCACAAAAUUUGCUGCUUCAGUGUUUUUAGUUUAUUUUUAUUUUUUUAGUGUUCAGCUUCAAGACGUCUGCACUCCGCCCUGGCCUGCUUGAUGUCAGCUUUUGGGCCUAAUCUUGAUUCAUGGCAAUAUAUUCUUACCUAAUCAGUGCUUGGAGUUUGUCACUAUGUCUGUGUUUUUGUUUGUCCUCCUGCUUUUUGAGGAUUGACUACAGGUGCUCUAUAGGAUUGAGAUCUGGGAAGUUUCCUGGCCGUGGACCCAAAAUUUUAAUGUUUUGUUCACCGAGUUAAUUAGAUAUGCUGCAAAAAGCAUCGUUUUUUACCAAAUUGCUCAUGGAUCAUUCGCAGAAGAUGCUUUUGGAGGAUGUUUUCAUACUAUUCUUUAUUCAGUGUUUUUAGGCAAAAGUGUAAGUGAUAAAAAGCAACCAGACAUAUGAAUGCUGUCAGGAUGGUUUACUGUUAACAUGACCCAGGAUUCAUUGUAGUGCUCGCUUUUUCUUUCUUUUAAUUGCCCCAAACAGGGUAAAGAGGGUUUCAUCAGAGAAAUGUACAGGGGUUAUCCAGGAAUAAUAAAAAAUAAAAAUUAAAAAAACUGAGCUAAUUUCUUUUAAAAACCCUCCCUGUCUGCCUCCAGGUUGGGUGUGGUUCUGCAGCUUAGUUCCAUUGAAGUGAAUGGAGCCAAAUUGUUAUACCACACCCAACCUAGAGACAGACUGAGAGUGGAUUUUAAAGAAAUUAGCUCUGUUUUUCUAUUCCUGUAUAACCUCUUUAACUUUAUUCCAGUCCUAUCCAUGUAGCUCCUGGAGAAUGACAGUCUGUCCUUUUCUUGGAGAGAAGUGGCUUCUUUGCUGGCCUUCUUGUCAUCAGGCCAGGCUCGGAAAGCUUUCGCUUCACAGAUGCACCGACACCUACCUGCUGCUACUCCUGAGCGAGCUCUGCAUUGCUGUAGAACUGAUCCCAUUGCUGAAUACUUUUUAGAAGACAGUCCUGGCAGUUGAAGGUAUCUACACAUCCUCCCAAGAGCAGCUUCUUCAAUCUAUCCAGUAGCAAUGAUUCAGUGGUGAUGAACAAUGCUUUUUCCACCAUGGCGGAGCACCAUGCCAUCAGGUAAAUGCGAACCUGUGGUCAAUCCUUAAAAAGCAGAUGGACAAACAAUCACAGAAAUAGUGAUAAAUUCCAUGCACAGAAGAGGCAAGAAUUGGUUGCCAUUAGUCAGAAUUUUGGUCCAGAGGUGAGGGCGAAGUGCAGAAGUCUUGAAAAAGGAAAGUCAACACUGUAAAUGUUAAGUGUUUGCAUAAACUAUUAUUAUUUUUUUUUUUCAAUAAAAGCUUAGACACUUCUGAAAUGCUUAUAAUUUUCUUCAGCAUACUGUAGAAACAACUUACUUCAAAGA